Salvia miltiorrhiza (redroot sage) is the source of this 1980-nucleotide messenger RNA. RefSeq lists its product as uncharacterized. The coding region runs from base 1 to 1980 and encodes 659 amino acids. The record is from RefSeq and is a predicted model, not a curated record. Gene Ontology annotation, molecular function: RNA-DNA hybrid ribonuclease activity; nucleic acid binding. Lineage: Eukaryota; Viridiplantae; Streptophyta; Magnoliopsida; Lamiales; Lamiaceae. The transcript has 5 exons.
AUGGCUUGUAAGAUUGACAUCCGGAAAGCUUUUGACACUCUCAGAUGGGACUUUCUGUUGAAUGUUCUUCAGGUUAGUGGUUAUGAUGACAGGUUCAUUAAUUGGAUUAAGAUCAUUCUUCAUUCGGCUAGAUUGUCUAUUCUCUAUAAUGGGAAACUACGUGGUUAUUUUGGUUGCUCGCGGGGCGUUCGAAAGGGUGAUCCGUUGUCUCCUAUUCUUUUUGGGAUUGCCGAGGAUAUUCUUAGUGCUCUGUUUCGGGAUUGUGUUGCCUCUGGUCAUCUUGUUCCCAUGAGUAUGACUCGCCAUCAUAUGUUCCCCACACAUCUCUUCUAUGCUGAUGAUAUUUUGGUGUUCUGUAAGGCUUCUGUUCGGAAUGCUAAGGCGAUUAUGAAGAUCUUGGAUUAUUAUAGUUGGAUUUCUGGACAGGGUUCGGCUCUUUUUACUUAUUUGGGGGUUCCUAUUUUCCAUGGUCAUGUUCGGGCUUCUUAUUUCAGGCUGAUUCAUGAUCGUAUUUUGGCAAAGUUUUCUCGUUGGCAUGGGAGGCUUCUUUCUAUGGCUGGGCGUCUUUGCCUGGUCAAAUCUGUCAUCCAGAGUUGUAUCACGCAUUCUAUGAUGGUCUACAAAUGGCCCAAAUUUUUGAUCAAGGAAUUGGAUGGGAGAUGUCGCAAUUUCAUUUGGACUGGAGAUGUCAGGAAGAAGCCGACUUGUUUUGUUAGCUGGAGUCGUGUUUGUGCAAUUAAGGAGGAGGGCGGAUUGAGAGCUCGCUUUGGUUAUUCGGCCCUGAGGGACAGAUAUUUGGAUAUUUUUGGUCAGGUUAAGAGUUAUUCUGCUUCUUCUUCGGUUUGGCUGGGUCUCCGUGAGGAAGUGGGCGAUUUGGUUGAGAACUCUUAUAGCUACAUUGGGGAUGGCGCUGCCACGAACUUUUGGAAAGAUGACUGGCUGGGUUACAGGAUCAUUGAUCAUUGCAAAGUUCCUUAUUAUAUUGUUGAUUCGCUGGAGUAUUCUGUAGCAGAUUAUUUCUAUGACGGUGUCUGGCAUUUUACUCAAGACUUCAUUAAUCAUUAUCCAGAGGUGGUUGGUGACAUUUUCGUGCUUCCUAUUGGGUUUGAUUCUGAUACUCGUUACUGGAGACCUUCUCUUCACGGUACGGUCACUGCUGCUCUUACUUAUGCGAAUCAUUGUAGCCGUUUUCCUAGAGUUGCUUUCAAGGAGAUGGAAUGCAAUUUUAACCUCGGUCAUAUGGACAAUUCGUGGACUGAUUAUACUAUUCUCCGUGCUCUUGGUGUUGCUACCCGUGCGGCGCCUCCGCCGGAUUUUAUUUUUGUUCAUUGGUGGCCUCCUGCGUCCUCUUGGAUUAAAGUCAAUACGGAUGGGUUUGCUAUGGGUGCUCUUGGUAACAUUGCUGCAGGUGGUGUUUUUCGUGAUCACUUUAGCUGGGUUCGUGGUUCUUUUCAUUACAAGGACGGGGUGGGCUUCACUUUUGUGGCCGAGCUCCUAGCGGUUAUCAAAGCUAUUAUGAUUGCUCAUGACCGAGGGUGGCACCAUUUAUGGAUAGAAUCGGAUUCUACGUACAUUGUUCAUCUUUUGAUGGAACGGUCGUGCUCCGUUCCGUGGCGUUUCAUUGUUUUGUGGAACAAGGUUCUUAGUCUGCUUUCUGAGUUCCAACUUCAUAUAUCUCAUAUUUAUCGCAAGGGGAACAAAGCUGCUGAUAUCAUGGCUAAUUAUAGUAGAGAUAAAGGAAAACUAACAGUGCAGGACAAAGAAUGGAGAUCCCAGUUAGCUGCCCUCUUUGAGAGAGCAGCGCAGCGAUCGGCAUCCCAUGAAGGAGCAGCGCAGUCAUCGCCAUCCCAUGAAAAAGCAGCGCAGUCAUCGCCACCCUACGAGAGAGCAGCGCAGCACCAGCGCUCCUUGGAGAAGGCAGCGCAGACUUCAACACCUGAAGAUGCCGGCGCAAGCGAAGAAUUCCCAACUACUUUCUGA